This is a messenger RNA of Ixodes scapularis (black-legged tick), 1337 nucleotides long. Its product is annotated as zinc finger protein 253-like. The coding region runs from base 447 to 1337 and encodes 296 amino acids. The record is from RefSeq and is a predicted model, not a curated record. Lineage: Eukaryota; Metazoa; Arthropoda; Arachnida; Ixodida; Ixodidae. Gene Ontology annotation, cellular component: nucleus. The transcript is spliced from 5 exons.
GUGAUAGCGGUGAUGGCGUCCGCGGUAGCUGCCGUGUUUGCUUUUGCUCGCAGUUGAACCAUUUCAGUGACAACAAAGUGUCUCAGUUUCGAUGUUACGUUGUUCCCUGCCAGUGCAUCGUUCCCUCCUUUGGUUUAAAUCACUCAGAACAGAAGCUGCUAAGAAGCAUGUGAUUGCCAAAGCUUCGUAACCAAUUUAUAGCUGCCAAAAUGUUCGCGAAUUUCCAGACGACUACGGUGUGGUUUGAAGAUCGCUUGUCGCAGCUGAUUUUACGUGUAAUGGCGAGUGCACGUGUGAUGGCUAAAUAUGGGACCCGGUUUUCUUUUCAGGCGUACGCCGCCCAUCCUCCAGAUCGAGAGAAAACAAACCGACCGCAAGAAUCGGCGUUCCGCAGAACAAUUUGAUUGCAGUGCUAGCGGUUGCCACUUCAUGCAGUGGCUUUUUGUAUGUGUACGGGCGAACUGGUCCUCGACAUGGAACCCUUACUGGUGCUGGUGCCGGAAGAGGACCAGUCCCGGUACCAGUGCCCGCACUGCAGCUACAGCUGCACCAACCGGGCCUACCUCCAGCGCCACAUGCGGGUGCACACGGGAGAGCGCCCGUACCGGUGCGACGUGUGCCCCAGCGCCUUCAAGGACCGCAGCAACCUGAACCGACACCGCCGGUGCCACACUGGCGAGAAGCCCUUCAAGUGCCCCCACUGCUGGCGCCGCUUCAACCAGACGAGCAGCCUGCGCACCCACGUGCUUGGCCAGCACGGCACUUCGCGCUGGCGCGGUAUACUGGGACUUGCCAAGCUUCUGCUCAGCGCUGUCCAAUGGCACAAACAGUUGGCUGGCACCAAAGACAAAUCAAUGCGAGGGGACGAAUACAUGCGAGAGUAUAGAGGAGCUUUAGAUAACGGCGGCACGUGGUACAACCGGCUGGUUAGUGAAACUUGUGAAGAGUCGCUGCGAUUGCCAACACACCGUUCCGACGACCUUCCUUCCGCAGGGUACGGUCCGUUUGACGCGGGGAGCCGGGCGGCGCCGCACGACGAGCGCGGAGACCCGCAAGAAGACGCUGCCGCCACCCACAGCCCGCUCCGGUGUCCUCAGUGCGGCUACCGGAGCGGCAGCCGGAGCUACAUGCGCAUCCACGCCCGCGUCCACACGGGGGAGCGCCCGUUCCGGUGCCAGCUGUGCCCCAGCGCCUUCAAAGACCCGAGCAACCUCAAACGCCACCGGCGCUGCCACACCGGAGAGCGCCCUUUCCUCUGCCCGUACUGUCGCCAGGCGUUCAGCCAGAGCGGGAGUCUCCGCACUCACCUUCUCUACAAGCACGGGGAAGCACCCUGA